GGGCUGGAAGGGACCUGGAGAUCGUCCAGCCCGACCCUGGUCACCUGCUGCAGCUGGGCUUGGAAUAUCUCCGCAGAGGGAGACUCCACCGCCUCCCUGGGCAGCUGCUCGGUGCUCUGCCGCCCUCCGUGUAAAGCAGCUCUUCCUCACGUUGAGGCGGGACUCGUGGUUGAGUUCAGUUAGGGGCCAUUGCACCACUGGAAGGAGUCUGGCACUCACGCUGGAGAUAUUUAGGUGGAUUGGUGAGAUCGCCUCUUGUUGGAAAAUAUACCAAGUUUAAAACUUUUAUUUCCUAACUUUAGUCACGUUUGCUCGCCUUUGGCCCGGGGGAAGGGAACGAAGUUUCCCUCCAAAGCAUUGUUCCACCAGGGACAAUGAUGAGUUCGGCAUCUCCGCAGGCCGAGAGCAACACGAGAGAUAAGAGAUAAAAGCCAUCAAGGGCCAUUGGCGCGACAUCAGCGAACAUCUACUCCAGACCUGCCCCCUGGCACGGCUGGAGACACCUGGAGGAGGCUGGUAAGGAAAUGCAAAUUAGGAGUGAAGGCCUAAUUAACAUCAAAGGCGAGGAAAUCCGUAUCCAGUAGGAAACCAAAUACUAAGAACUGCGCGACUCGGGCCCAAUGAACCGAUGGAUUUCUAUGGGUUUGGGACUGUAUAAAUUUGACAAAAAUCUAGAAGUUUGAGAAAAAUCAUGGAGCGCGGUCCCCUGCGGCUGAAGGGCAGCGGGGGUGCCCUGGGGGCCGCCGGCAAGGGGGAGAAAACGGCGAAAGACAAAGCCCAGAUCCCGGAGCAGAUCACGGGCAGCAAGGAGCAGCGGGAGGAGGAGGAGAAGCGCGGGCUGGACAAGCGGACCCCGGCACAGGUGGCCUUGGAGAAGAUGCAGGAGAAGCAGCAAAUGGAGCGCAUCUUGAAGAAAGCGUCGAAAACCCGCAAGGAGCGAGUGGAGGAGUCCAGCAGGCACUGGGAUGCUCUGCCUGGGCACUGCGACAUCCCCAAACUCAGUGAGCAGGCUGCUUGUCACAGCUCUGGAGCUGGAGCUGGGUUUGGUUCGUAUCGAUGUAAACCUGGCUGUUCUCCGUUAUAUUCUCCAACGUGACUGGGGAGUGUUUAUGACUUUAUACUGUAUGAUUUUACAGUCUUUGUAAAAAACCAAACAUCAACACUCUCAGUCUUCUCUGGAUUAACCAAGCCCAGCUCCCACGGUCUCUCCUCAUCAGACAGGAGCUCCAGACCCCAAAUCACCUCUGGGGCCUCCACUGGACCCUCCCCAACAGCUCCUUGUCCUUGUUGUCCCAGAACUGGACACAGCACCCCAGAUGUGCCCCCUCUCCCCAGCAGAGGGGCAGAAUCCCUCCCUGCCCUGCUGGCCACGCUCUUCCUGAUGCCCCCAGGGUCCCAGUGUCCCCCCUGGCCCCGGGACGCUCUGCUGGCUCAGGGACAGUUUCUCAUCCACCAGCACCCCAGGUCCUUCUCUGCAGAGCUGCUCCCCAGCGGGUCACCCCCAGCCCGUGCUGGCCCCUGGGGUUGUUCCUGCCCGGGUGCAGGAGCCUGCACUUGCCCUUGUUGAACGCCUUAGGUUUGCCCCCACCCAGCUCUCCCCGAGCCCCUCAGGGUCCCUCUGGAUGGCAGCAGGGCCUUCAGGUGAAUCAGUCACUGCCCGCUCUGAAUCACGGUGAACCCUGAUCAGGAUCCGUUCUCUCCCUGCGGCAGGGCCUCGCUACACAUCUGAACAGGGCUGGAGGAGGGAGCGAUCCCUGGGGACAGCGCUGAGCACAGGCGGGCUCUGCCGUGCCCCCUCGGAGCUCUGCCUUCAGCCAGGCCCUCCCCCGUGUCCCUUCUCCCCCCUUUCCCGUGCCUGCCUACAGAGAUGUGACGGGAGGCAGCGUCCACAGCCUUGCCGAGUCAGCCCUGGUGCCACACGCUGCCCGAAUGCCCCACACGGAUAUGGAGAGGGGGAAGGCUUUGGGGGCCUGCCCCAAACUCCCUUUGCUGCCCCAAGGGGGUGACAGCAGACAAGAGAGAGCCCAGGAGCCCCUCAGACCUAGCCAAGGCUUCCUGCUCAGCCAGGAGGCAAAACCCCAGAUUUGUCAGGGUUGAAGCGACCUCUGGAGAUCAUCCAGCCCAGCCCCUGCUGGAUUUGAGAUCUGGGGGUGCAGGUCUGGGGGGCUCUGAUCCCCAGCCAGCACCAGGUACCGUCAGUGAUCAUCCACAGGGAAACUGAGGCACAGAGCCCCACAGAC
This is a messenger RNA of Motacilla alba alba, 2240 nucleotides long. Its product is annotated as protein FAM32A-like. The coding region runs from base 692 to 1096 and encodes 134 amino acids. Gene Ontology annotation, cellular component: nucleolus. The record is from RefSeq and is a predicted model, not a curated record. The transcript has a single exon. NCBI's taxonomy places the organism in Eukaryota, Metazoa, Chordata, Aves, Passeriformes, Motacillidae.